Homarus americanus (American lobster) is the source of this 2402-nucleotide messenger RNA. It is a transcript of the gene ZnT77C, whose product is annotated as zinc transporter 1-like. Lineage: Eukaryota; Metazoa; Arthropoda; Malacostraca; Decapoda; Nephropidae. The transcript is spliced from 11 exons. Gene Ontology annotation, biological process: detoxification of zinc ion; intracellular zinc ion homeostasis; zinc ion transmembrane transport. Gene Ontology annotation, cellular component: membrane. The record is from RefSeq and is a predicted model, not a curated record. Gene Ontology annotation, molecular function: zinc ion transmembrane transporter activity. The coding region runs from base 629 to 1936 and encodes 435 amino acids.
GAGUGGCGCUGCUGCUGCUGCUCUCAAUGCGUCUGCCAGUCACUCCCUCCUCCACAGUAGUACGUGACAGUGAAUAACUUAGAACAGUGUACAGUAUAAUAGUAAAUGCUCUCACUCUCUCUCCCUUUGAUGAACAGCGAAUAACAAGACUUUGAACAGUGAACGGGAGUGAAUGAUGAAGGAAGAGCGCCAAUGAACAAGAGAGUUACCAUAAUCGUCAGUGUAUAAUUAAAUGACAACCUCCGAAUCGUAAAUAGUGAAUAACAGUGCAAAGCGGUGGAAAUGAACAGUGGGCGAAAUCAAAUAACAAACGAGAACGAUUAAAAUAAGAAAGACAAUGAAGAGUCAGUGAAUAAAAGGAAUAUAUUUAAAUGUAGAAUUUAAUUACAGAGAACAUCAGUGAAUAAUAAACAGAAGAUGAACGGCAGUGAAGAGCAAUGGAAAUGAAUGUGUAGGCAAAGUAAACUAAGAACAGUUAACGGUGAACGGAGGUGAACAGGACGCCAAUGUGGGCAACAGAACAAAACGACAGCCAACGGUAGACAUAAGACAAACAACAGUAAACAGGGAACUGACAAGCUGAACGAAUGAGCUUAGAGUGACAUAGUGUGGCCAGUAGCUGAGGAAAAUGGUCGAGAAGGCGGACUUAUUGCACCACAUCCCACGGGUAAAGCUCGGGGUGGUGUUAGUGUUGACGCUAGCCUUCACGGUGGUACUACUGGGAGCUUCACACCUCACACACUCCCUCACACUCAGGAUCGAGGCUUACCACGCCCUCUACAAUCUCCUUUCACUCAUCGGUUGUCUCCUGACCAUGAAGCUGUGCUCUGGACCUCAGUCACUGCACAACACGUUCGGGUGGGCGAGGCUGGAGGUGCUGUCGAUGCUCACCACACAGAUCUUCCUCACAGCUCUUUGCUUUAGCGUCGCCACCGAGACCAUCCAGACAGCCGUACACGCCGGCCAUCAGGACGCGAUGCACCACCCGCUGAGCGUUAUGGCCCUGGGCGCCGUCGGCUGGUCCCUCAACGCUCUAGUCUUCUGUCUCAUCGGCGGUUACACGCACCACCAGGGUUGCUUCCUGGAAAUGCGAGACUCUGGUAGUGUGUGGGUGGGAAGGCAGCUGACGCAGGAGGCAGUGCAGGCGGGCAGACGAAUGCUGUCCUCCUCCAACCUGAAAGCAGGAAAGGCCAGGCCCCAAAGGACCCAUCAAGUCAUCAAGGAGGUUCUCAGGGAUAACUGCGGGCUGGUGGUGGUAGUACUCUGUGCAGCUGUGGUACACUGGGACAACGGGGGGACCGUGGCGCUAUAUAUAGAUCCGGCCUUGGCGGUCACCUCAGUGGCGCUGCUCAUGUGGUUUAGUUACCCCUACGUUCUAUCACCUGUAGGGAAAGAGUGUUGUCACAUCCUGCUGCAGACCAUUCCGGGGCACAUAGACGUGGAGAACUUCCAGGCCAGGAUUCUGGAGGAGUUCCCGGCCAUCGUCAAUAUCCACCACCUGCACAUCUGGACCUUCACCCCCAGUAAGGUGGUGGCGACGGCACAUGUGGUGUUCACGAGUCCGCGGGUCUACCUCUCUACCCAGGGGUCUCUCAAGCAAUUCUUCCUAGAUGAGGGUGUCACCAAGGUUACGCUACAGCCGGAGUACAUGACGAGGCAGCCGGGGCCCUCACCCCACGACGCCGUGUGUCUCCUGCGUUGCCAACACCAAGACUGCCACGAGAGGGAGUGUUGCCGCUCUUGUACCCACCACCCGCUCCUCACCUCAGUCACCUCACAUAGUGAAGGUGUGUUGUGUGAGUCAGGUGAAGGUGUGUUGUGUGAGUCAGGUCACCACGACAAGGAGAGGCUCAGCACAGGUCACCACGACAAGGAGAGGCUCAGCAUCACCCAGCACACAGAGAGAGGACAUCUAUUAACAGAGAACACCGUCUAGAGAGGCUACGUUAGGUUAGGUUAGGUUACUUGACGCGUCGGCCGAGUAGUAUGACCUAAAGACACAAUUAACUCUGACAGUAGUGUGAGCAAACGACACAACAACAACAAACUCACACGGCAAAGUUUAGUGUAACAGGAGCUCACAAUAUAGGAAGAUUUAGUGUCAUAAGCUCACACUACUGCCAGAGUUUGUUGUGUCAUAAGCUCACACUACUGCCAGAGUUUGUUGUGUCAUAAGCUCACACUACUCGGCCGACCCAUCAAGUAUAGAUUAACAUCAUUCAAAUUAUUGUUACGAUAAUACAGAGACAGACGAACAGACACUCACAGACAGACAGUUUAAGUGGACGUUAUUCUAAUAAAAGUUACUUGAGUGGCGGGAACUAAGAGUGACUACAGCGACUAAUACGAAUUACCAUAGUGUAUCACCUGUACUGUAAAGUGAAUAUAUUGUACACAGAUAA